AUGACAACUUUCAAACAAAUUAAAGAGAUCAACAUAACGUCUGUAAUGGAUGAAAAAACUGUGACGGAUCAUAAUCAGUCGUUGUUGGACACUUUGACAGUAGGAGAUUUGAUAGAGUUCGAUCGAAUAUAUUAUAAACAUUGGGCAGUGUACGCCGGAAAUAACAAAGUAUUUCAUUUAACUGGAAAUCAGGGGCCCAUUGUUUUUAAUCGAACCCUCGCAUUUUCUUUAUGUGAUGUUCCUUAUGACGGAUGUUCUGUGAAGCAAGACGAAUUUUGGGAUAUUGUGGGCGACAGUAAAGCUUGGAUAAACAACAGUAAGGACAGAAAAUACAGGUAUCGCUUGUAG
Messenger RNA from Mytilus californianus (California mussel), 348 nucleotides. RefSeq names its product phospholipase A and acyltransferase 3-like. Lineage: Eukaryota; Metazoa; Mollusca; Bivalvia; Mytilida; Mytilidae. Bases 1 to 348 code for a protein of 115 amino acids. Gene Ontology annotation, cellular component: cytoplasm. The transcript has 4 exons. The record is from RefSeq and is a predicted model, not a curated record. Gene Ontology annotation, molecular function: A2-type glycerophospholipase activity; glycerophospholipid phospholipase A1 activity. Gene Ontology annotation, biological process: N-acylphosphatidylethanolamine metabolic process.